This is a messenger RNA of Auanema sp. JU1783, 2106 nucleotides long. The record is from the annotation of a GenBank genome assembly. NCBI's taxonomy places the organism in Eukaryota, Metazoa, Nematoda, Chromadorea, Rhabditida, Rhabditidae.
AUGGAUAAGAAUGUUAUAAGUGUGGAUGAUUAUACAAUAGCUACGGUUGAAGAGAAUGAUAUUGACUUGAUUGAAAAUGCUCUGUCACAGAGUCUUCAACAAAACAGUUGGGAGGAAAGAACGGUUGAACUCAACAGUCGUAUCUUAGAUUUCAAAUUAUUCAAGGAUUCUAAUGCUAAUAUUGGUAGUAUUAAGCAUGAUGAUGAAGCCAUAGAUGUUCUUAUGCAAGAUAUUAAAACAUUGUUCGGACUCGAUGAAUUCAUUCGUGUGAGGUCCAACAAGCCUUCUGAUAGCUCUUCAGCGCAAUUAAGUAAUCUUAUCAGUAUUUUGAGUCAAGCACAAGCUGCCACAAACUUGCCGUAUCCUAUCCUCAUCCAGCAUGGUCCUGACUGUAAUCGGUUGUAUUCAGGAGUUGUUCGAAAACCUGACAUGAUUACACAUUACAACACUAUCAGACUUCGUCAUAUUUUCCGAAAACAUAAAAUUCUUUCAGGACUGACAGAACUUCUUCGUGAGCAUGUGAAAGCUCUUUAUGAUCAGCAAGUUUUACGAAGUAUCGCCACCGAUUUCGAGAACAUGGCAAAUAUUACAGCAGAAUCUACUUAUCGUUAUCAGAUUCCGAACUAUAGUGCCGAAAAGGACUUUGUCAGAGCAAUCGAGCUGAUUGCUGUAUGGAAAAACUUUAGGGAAGACACUUUGCGUGAGAAUAAAGAAGGUGAUUUAAAGCGAAUGGAUCCCUCUGCUUCCUGGAAAAUUUCAUUUGAUUUCCUUCCAAACUCCGGAUACAAUGAAAAACUAUUAUCAACUCUGAUGAACGAAACAGAGCAUCUAGAUGAUUUAGAAUGUUUGACGGAUGAUAUGGCUCCUAGAAGAGAAGAGUUCUUGUUCUACACUAAACCUGAAACUAGCGACAAUGAGUUUUUCGAUAGCUUAGAAAAAGUUUAUUAUGAGGAUUACAUCGAAGAAGAAUAUAAAAGACUUUUGAUGUAUAAAAAUCUCCACAACAAGCAGGAAUUGAUUCACGAAUGGUGGGAGAAGCACGUAUUCCACAAAGUCCAAAAAGGUAACGGCGAGUUGCUUUCCGAAAUUUCUAGUACUCUCGAGGAAAUUAGAAACGAAAAUGAGCAUACUAUCCCUACAACUGUUUGUUCCCGCCUUGGGAAAGUAUUGUUCUUCAGUGAAUCAGGACGGGAGCGAUGUCAGUUUGCUCAAAUGAGAUUAUUCGCCAAGUUUGUGGAAGCACUAGAGUACAGAUAUGAGAAAUGUCUUGAUGUUUAUCAUUAUGCAUCUAAAGAACCCGCUUCUUAUUUCAAAUCUUUAUCAGAUUACCUAUGUAACAUUCAGAGAUGUAUAGAACUGAGAAGAACUGAAUUCAAGAAGUUAGACAACCUAGUUAGUUUUGGAGAAGACGAAUUCCACGAUGCCAUAGAACAUAAUGAUCAUGAAUCUAUUAUGUCAAACCCUCAUUCAUAUGCCAUUGGUUGUAUUUUGAAGUUAGGUGCAGCAAACUAUAAAAAUGUAAGAGAAUGGUUGCGUCAAGAUCUUAUGAAGCAAGCCGUCAUCAAUUUUGCCCACAAAUGGCCUGUUCAUUUCCCAACGGAUUCCUUGAAAGAAACGGUUUCUUCGGUUCACAAAGCUUUACUUUCCCUAUCAUAUGAUGAUUAUUUGGAUGCUUUUCGAGUUAUCAAGAAAAGAGAACGUCAUCUUGACAUGUACAUUUCCGCUUUCAAUGCCUUGAUUGAACCAUGGAACAAGCAAUUUCCAAAGGAAACCAUUACAAACGAUAAUCUGGAAAUUCAUAACUUAGUCAAUGAUAUCAUAAUACAUCAUAAUAGACAAAGUUCCUGUAUUGCAUUUGAUGGAGUUAACUUGCCAGAAGAAGGCAAUACAUUGCCAGUGAAAAUAGCUCGCUAUCUCAAGGAAGUGAUUGCUACACAGCUGAAGCCAGAUGAGGAAGGUUUUACAAAAAAACAAUUCUAUAUAAGAUGGAAAACAGAGAGCAGUGGUAUCAAAGGCAAAAUGAUGUACCAUAGAUUAUAUGCUAACAUUCAAAGUGAUAAAGUUGUGCUGGGCUCUGUCAUAACUCGUGAUUGUACCUUCUUUUGA